Boeremia exigua is the source of this 1327-nucleotide messenger RNA. RefSeq lists its product as uncharacterized. Lineage: Eukaryota; Fungi; Ascomycota; Dothideomycetes; Pleosporales; Didymellaceae. The transcript has a single exon. Bases 146 to 1036 code for a protein of 296 amino acids. The record is from RefSeq and is a predicted model, not a curated record.
GCCAUACUUAAGCACCAGACCUCGUUUCCAGUGCUGCUCAUCAUCACACCCACAAUAAUAAACACAGACAACGCCUCAACUAAGAACGUAGGGCGAAGCCUGACACCAGACAGAACACAUAACAACAGAAGAUCAGAACCUCGACAUGUCCAAUACAUGCCCCACCACCCCAAAAACGGCAAUUCACCAGCCAAAGACCCCUCACGCGCCGAAGAAGCCAAAGGCAGAUACUCUCAAAUUUCUCCAGCCAGUAGUAUACAAGCCCAAGGCGGAGAAGAUGCGGAAGGAAGAAGAUACUAUCAUAGAUGCUCUCGCCCGAGCAGGCGUGUUAAAAGCUCUUCAACCGAAGAAAAAGGCCCGCUCAGCACCUAGAAAACUCACCGUCAGCAUCAUCGACGGCCACACCGGUCGCAUGAUCACCAAGUACGUUCCCAUCCAUCGGCUCAUUAGCAUCUCAUCCAGGGCCGCAGAGUUCCUCAACCCCCGACCGACCGUCACUGAGUACAAGAUCUACGGCAAGUACAACUUCAGCGUCCUCGCCAACGUGAUCAAUUCCAUCACGCUCUCCCACGACCUCCCCAUCGCUGCAGACCUCCCCUCAAACCUACUCACCUACGAGGCUUGUCUGCGCCUGGGCAUCAACUUCACGCACGCCUUCGUCAAACCGCUCCUCGCCGCGAUUAAUGUGCAGAUAUCGUCCACUCUCACCGACGCCGAGAUCCUGACAUUCGUGACAUACCGUAUCAGCGCUGUAGACCCCGUGUUCACACACAUGGCGAAUGUGCUGUGCCACCGGCGCUUCACGGGUAGUAUUGGCGAUGUGCCGUCGUUUGAGAAGAUGGUUGCAAAGAAGGUGGUGCUGCAAGAGGUUAUGGUGCAGAUUGAUCAGUCGCACAAGGAGCGCCGCAAGGCGAUUAAUGCGUCGAAGUGGGCGCGUAAGGCUCCAGAUGUUCAGCCUCAGGCUGGUAAGGGCAUUGACAAGGAGAAGUUAAAUGAGGAGCAGAAGGUGCUUCUCAAGCUCUUCAAGGGUGAGUAGACUGUAGACGCUGAAAACCAUGAAAAUCUGAAAGAUGGGAAAAGGUGCUUAGAAGGAGUCUAGGCGUGAAUGAAGGCAAGUAAUGGAAACAGGUAAGUGAUUUCCAAGUAUCUAGCAAUGCUUCAAUCGAGCGCAGUUUUACGUAUACUAUGGGUGAUAAAACAUAAAAGGGUGCUUUGAAUUAGCAGACAGAUCUACAAGUGAAACUGCAACAGAAAGGAAAUGUCAUGAUAACGGUGCUGGAGACAAGAUGGUAGGCAACGACUGAGCUGCACGGCUAGCGUGACGCAC